This is a messenger RNA of Helobdella robusta, 1495 nucleotides long. RefSeq lists its product as hypothetical. Lineage: Eukaryota; Metazoa; Annelida; Clitellata; Rhynchobdellida; Glossiphoniidae. The record is from RefSeq and is a predicted model, not a curated record. The coding region runs from base 83 to 727 and encodes 214 amino acids. Gene Ontology annotation, molecular function: transmembrane monodehydroascorbate reductase activity. The transcript is spliced from 5 exons.
UGAAUUGGCAUGUGCUCGUCGAGUUUUUAAAAAAGGCGUAUAAAUAUCGUUAAAAAAUUGUUUCAACCUUUAAUUUAAAAGAAUGGUUGUUCAUUUUGUGUGCGUUCUUUUCACUGGAUUUCUCGUCUACACGGCUUCUCCGGGUUCAAGUCUGUUUUCAUGGCAUCCAGCCCUUAUGACAGUCGCUUUCUGCCUCAUAAUGAUGCAAGGAUUGUUAGUGUUUUCACCCCAGAGUUCCUUAAUCAUGAGUUCAAACAGGAAAGUUAAAACUUUUUACCACUGGCUGCUGAUGAUCAGCUCAACUGUUCUUGCUUUAUUAGGUUACCUGGUAAUAUUCAAAGUAAAGGAGGAUAGUGAGAAACCACACCUCAUGUCUUGGCAUGCAUGGAUUGGUCUGGCUACAAUCAUCUAUUCUGUUGUGCAGUGCUUAGGUGGGGCCAAUAUAUUAUGGUUUCGUAGUCUGGCCACCAAAAUAUGUCCUCUGGCGACAUGGAAAUUAAUGCACGCCACAUCUGGUCUACUCCUAUUUAUCCUGGUCACCCUGUCAAUUAUCACAUCCCUAUUCACUAACUGGUUUGUUUCUAUGGUGACAGGAACUUCGUGGUACACAUGUCUGGCUUGCCCUUUGAUCUUACUGCUGGCGGCUGCUACACAAAUUAAAAAUGCUUAUUUAGUCGGAAAUUCGCCAGCGAAUGCGAAUAGUGGGAAAAAUAAAAGAGAAGAAUGAUUAUAAGAUAUCUGAUGAUAGUGAAUGAACUACGUGUAUUAUAUGGUGAUGACAAAUUUGAUGAAUGCAUACAUGUGUGUGCGUGCGUGUGUGUGCGUGCGUGCGUGUGUGAGUGCGUGUGUGCGCGUGUUCAUUGAAUAUGAUCUGAUAAUGAUAAAGAUAUAAUUUGUUAAGAUGAUACUCUAAAUUAUGGAAUGAUUGGAGUUACGUUGGGUCGUAAAUGUGAAAUGCAGAUGUGGCAAUGGAAAUGACGUUAAAGAUGAUGAAACAGAUAAUGAUGAUGAGGAUGGAGUUGAUGACGGAUACGUUGAUGUCGAUUGUAUAAAAGAUGAUAUAUUGCUAGCAUAUAUUUAUAAUUACAUCAAAAUUUAUUUUAAAUUUGUAGUAUUAACGAAUCUUAUUUUAUUUUACGUACAUCCAUAACUAUAUACAUAUACAUAUUUAUAAUCUUAUACUGUAUAUCUAUAUAUAUAUUACAUACACACAUAUGUCGUUCGUUUAACAUUGUUUUAUUUUUUUUAUAUCCUAGCCAUUAAAUGCAUUGUUAUCGUUGUUAUCACUACAAUUAUCAUAAAAUAUUAUGUAUUCUCUAUUUGUGGUGCAUAUAUAUAUAUCAAUGUUCAUAUAUAUAUAUAUGUAGGUUAUACUUUUCAGACCAUAUUUUAAAAAUUGUGCAUGAAUGUUUUACCUUUUCGCUUCGGUGUUCCGUACUGUUUUAUCUUUGUGUCGUUAUUAAAUAUCUCCAUCAUCGUAAAAAAUAAAAUAAUA